Molecule: messenger RNA, 1617 nt
Organism: Lindgomyces ingoldianus
Lineage: Eukaryota; Fungi; Ascomycota; Dothideomycetes; Pleosporales; Lindgomycetaceae
Exons: 17
Coding region: 1-1617 (538 amino acids)
Source: RefSeq, a predicted model, not a curated record
AUGGCAUACUACCAGCUCACGGCGCCUAGCACUCAACACCAACCGAAUGCCUGUAGGGAGACUACGGCCAAAAGCAGAAAUGCAGAUUUAUGUCCCAAAUUGCCUCUGCCAUAUUCUAAAGUGAGGCUUCCGGAAAAUGAUGCGGAGGGCCAGGGCUCAUUCGUAUUCGGCAUUUGGUAUUUUGCAGGAACAUCACAAUUCAAAUUUUCAGAAGCGGAAAUUGACCAGGAAAUGUCUCGGGAAGAUAGCCGAAGCAUGUGCUGGUCUUUAGCUCGAUAUGUUAAGGUCGAAGGUCUGGAGUUGGAAGAACAGUUUGACAGCAGAACUGCAGUGAUUAGCUCAAGCUGUAUUAGAUCGGCAAAACCAAAGACUGCUGGUUCUACUCCUACAGUGUCUCCGGAAUCUCUCCGGGAUGUAGAAGAAUUUGUUGACUUGUAUGAGAGGCUAGCAGGACCCACCCUGCACGUGAUUCCCAAAUUAAGCGUGCCAAGGAACAAUGUGGUACGAAAUACAACGAACAACCCCUGCAACUUGCAAGAUAGACAUACCGGGCAAACCAUAUGUUCGUUCAUCAAGGGCUCCCAUUGGCUAAAUUCCGUACAUUCCAACUACGCCGCAUCCUUCUUAUCUUCGAAGCCCCCCCUUUGUCGUCGUUCAACUCUCUACGAAAAUUACUCGAAGGCCAAACUUCGCCGCGCAUUAGGAUUCUAUAAUCCGUUCCAAGUACGCAAGCACGUUUUCCUCCAUGACACCCAGACGCCGCCCACCGAGUCGCAAUCUGCUCAGAUGCAGGAGCAGGUUCCAACGGAACAGGAAGCAGAUGCUCUUCUAAUGAGUUGUACGAAGGGAGGGGUUCUGGAACUGAUGUCUAAGCGUCCUCGAGAUGAUACAGAGCUUUUGGCAUAUUUCAAGAAGCGCAAACACAGGGAAAAGACUCUUCAGCCAAAUAUCUCAAAGCCUAAAGCCUCAAAGAAGAAAACGACAGUUCCCACAAUCCUUCAAUUAAGUAGUCAUACUGGAACUCGGAGUUUGAUUUUAGGCAAACUAAUUCCUCCCCGGGCUGUAGCGCUCAACUUUUCAGAAACGAUGCGUCUUAUCUCGAAUUGUCGCAUUCAGUCGUUCCAAGAUUUAACUUUUUCCAAGCACCGCAUUCUAUCAACUGUAAUUGACCUCCCGCUGAAACUAUUGAUGUCGACUCGGAAUAGAAGGCUUCUUGGGUCAUGCCCCCCCGGGCACAAAAUACUCCUGAAUACGAGCAUAUGGUGGAGCUCUCCAAACUCUACCACCUGCUCAAUACAUGAAACCACUGUUCAUUUUUUGGGUAAUCAGCUCACUUCCUCAUGGAUUAGUGCUUCCAAUAGCUUUAUACCUUGCGUUAAACAGUUAGGAUUAGAAUUGACGCCAACGGGAGGCACGGUAGCUAAGUCACCAUUCAACGAGACUAACGUGUCUGGUUUAUUUGUGGCAGGCAAUAGCUGUUCUCCUUCGAAGGUAGUGUGGAAUGGCUUGUACACAGGAAAUCUAGCGGGGACUGGUGUAUUUGGUCAGAUCCUUGAAGAUCGAUGGGUCAACGCGAAGUUCAUACAUUCACAGAUCCCGAACACCCUUUGUGUCUAA